AUGCUCUCUCGUGCCCUUUUAGGUUCGCUGCUUGCGAGCACAGCAAGUGCCAUCUCGCUACCACCCCUGAUCCCCAGUAUCCCUGGUGUCACUGAGCCUCUUUCCGAGAACGCUCCACCUCUGCCCAUUCUCCAAGUUCCGACUCCGCCUUUGGAGAGCCCACCUCACUCGGUGAACUCCCAGAUCCGUCCCAAGAAGAUCGGAUACUUCUGGACUGCGGCAGGUGACAACAAGCACAAGGACUUCCUUGCUACGUACUCGCUCGACGAUGAGACAUUUGGCACUCUGAUUGCUAUCACAGACGUACCGUCCUCUGGCAACUCGCCGCAUCACUUGGGCCCGUCCAUCGAUGGCAAGACGCUCGUCGGUGGCGGUCUUUUGUCGCUGCUAAAGACUCAAGACACGGCAUACUACUUCGACACCACGAACCCAUACCAGCCCAAGUUUAAGAAGUCAAACCGUGCUCUACUCUCCUCCAUCACCGAUGAGAUUCGAGCCAAACCUGAUGGCGGCUUUCUCAUCACCUACAUGGGCUCCGCCGUCGGUACUUCUCCCGGCCGCCUCAUUGAGACUGAUGCCGAGUUCAACAUCAUCCACGAGUGGCCCGAGGAUGUUCCCUCGACCCUCAACAUCCUCGGCGAGCAGUUCAGCCCGCAUGGCCUGUCCAUCGACUUCAAGAACAACAUCAUCUUGACAUCCGACUUCGUCGUGCCCGUCACGAUCCUCAAGCCCGCGAGCAUUACCGGCAUCCAGAAAGCCAAUACGCUUCGCCUCUGGGAACUCAGCUCGCGCAAGAUCAUCUCCACGAUUACCAUCCCGAAUGGCGCUGGGAUCCAGGACGUCAAGUUCAUCCCCAACAAUCCUGAAUCCGCUGCUCUUGCUACCGCCGUCGGACCAGGACAGGUCUGGAUCAUCUACCCCUUCCGCAAGAAUGCGCAGGGCAAACAGGGCGUCGCAGAACUUCUCUUUGAUCUUGGUCCCCGCGCGCGCAACAACCUCGCCAUCUACUCCGACAUCACCGACGACGGCCACUUCGCAUACUUCACGCUCACGCUCGGAAAUCAUAUCGCAGCGCUGGACAUCCGUGAUUUGAACAACGUAAAGCGCCUGGACAACCCUGACGAGAACCAGGACAUCGUCGGACCGCAUUACAUCAAGAUCAGCCCAGACAAGAAGAACCUGCUUGUUACUGAUUACUUUGUGCAGACGGGCGAUAUCGGCAUCGUAAACACCCCGGCGGACUUCAAGGCGCAGUGGAUUGAUAUUUUGCCAGAUGGUAGCUUGAGCUUCAACCGCAGCAUUGACUUCUUAAGCCAGUUUCCGGAGAGAGGUGGAGCAUGGCCUCACAGUGCGGUUAUCUUCGAUUUGACGGACCCAGCAAAGCCUUACUACUACUAG
Molecule: messenger RNA, 1398 nt
Organism: Alternaria postmessia
Lineage: Eukaryota; Fungi; Ascomycota; Dothideomycetes; Pleosporales; Pleosporaceae
Exons: 2
Coding region: 1-1398 (465 amino acids)
Molecular function (GO): protein binding; selenium binding
Source: RefSeq, a predicted model, not a curated record